Colletotrichum lupini is the source of this 2292-nucleotide messenger RNA. Its product is annotated as exosome complex exonuclease RRP43. The transcript has 4 exons. Bases 1 to 2292 code for a protein of 763 amino acids. Gene Ontology annotation, biological process: U4 snRNA 3'-end processing; nuclear mRNA surveillance; nuclear polyadenylation-dependent rRNA catabolic process. Gene Ontology annotation, cellular component: cytoplasmic exosome (RNase complex); nuclear exosome (RNase complex). Gene Ontology annotation, molecular function: catalytic activity. The record is from RefSeq and is a predicted model, not a curated record. Lineage: Eukaryota; Fungi; Ascomycota; Sordariomycetes; Glomerellales; Glomerellaceae.
AUGAGCGCUGUCACCAAGUUUGGGUUCGAGUUCCAGACUGCCACUAUCAAUGGCGUCGAGUACAACUACAUCCACGCCGAGCCUGCGGGCAAGGUGGUAGGGACAAUCUUCCUCAUCCACGGGUGGCCCGAUAUGUCCCUGGGAUGGCGCAACCAGAUUCCUUACCUCCUGUCCAAGGGCCUCCGGGUCAUUGCUCCUGACAUGAUGGGUUACGGAGGCACUGAUGCUCCCGCCGACGUCAACUACUACACAUUCAAGCGCGCCUCAGAUGACAUUGCUGCUCUCGCCAGCCACCUCGGCCUCUCGCGCAUCAUCCUGGGCGGCCACGACUGGGGCGGAGCGGUCGUCUACCGCGCAGCCCUCUGGCACCCGGAGCUGAUCUCGGCCUUCUUCGUCAUCAGCACCCCCUUUGCACCGCCCCGUCUCGCCUACGUCGACCAGGCCACCGCACUACCCACGCUACACUACCAGCUGCAGUUCCGCACCGACGCCGUCCAGGACUACAUUGGCCUCGGCGACGUCCAAAACGCCACCCGCGUCCGCCAGAUCCUCAACACAAUCUACGGCGUCAAGCUGCCCAGCGGUGCAUCAGCCUUCAACUCCAGCGGCGCCGGGUUCGACUUUGACCUUCUCGACGGCGUAACGACGGACACGCCGCUGUUGAGCGAGGAGGAGCUCGACUACUACGUGGAGAACUACGCCGGUGGUGAUCCCUUUAACAGGACGCUCAACUGGUACCGUACCGGCGAGCUCAACUGGCAGGACGAGCUUGCGCUCAUCCCUAGCAACGCUACGGCGUACACGGCCAAGUACUCGCAGCCUGCGCUGUACAUCGGCGGUUCGCUCGACUCGGCGCUGCCUCCCAUCUUGUCGACCGGUAUGGAGACGUACUUCGACAGCUUGUCAAGAGGCGAGGUGAAUGGUACGCAUUGGGUCAUGUGGGAGAAGCCCGAGGAUGUGAACGGUUAUGUUGGCAACUGGCUGAGCAGCUCACGCUCUGGCUUUGCUGUGAUCGGUGACAUGUCGGCGGAGGAGGGUCUUGCCUGGGAGUCGCAUGGCAAGGACAACGAUGCGUAUGACUAUGAAAAUCAGUAUAUAAUAGAAGCAUAUUACCAUUGUACAAACGAGUUUCCAGAACAUGCCGCUCUCUCACUUCAUCCCACCUCAGACAAGUCCGAGGCCAUCCUCCAGAUCGUUUGCGCUUCAAUUGAGAGGAUUCUCUGCUUUCCCGUUGUUCCGAAAGAUAUUACGACAAUGGCUACCUCUAAGGGCCUUCCUCGCGAUACAUUCGCCAAGCUCUCCCCUCACCCCUUCCUCCUCGCAAACCUCCAGCCUCCCGCGCCCGCCAACGCUGCCAGAAGCAACGGCCGCGCACCCAACGAAGCCCGAAUUCCCAAUGUCAACACUUCCAGCUUGACCCAUGCCAAUGGAAGCGCCGUUGUGCGGACGGGUGAUACAACUGUCAUCUGCGGUGUUCGCGCCGAAACACUUCUCGCCUCCGACAUCCCCAACUUCCGCACCGCUGCGAAUCUCGACGAUGAAAACGGCAAGCCCAGCUCGGAGCUGAAGGACUACGACUUGCUCGUGCCCAACAUCGAGCUCGCCACCGGCUGCGCACCGCAGUUCCUCCCCGGCGUACCUCCCACAACACUGGCACAGACCCUGAGCACGAGAGUUUAUUCACUGCUGCAUUCCUCCAACCUCGUUGACCCGGAGGACCUGAGAAUAUGGUACACCCGCCCUGCCGAGAAGGCCGAGAUGGAGGGCGAUGAUGGAGACGACAAGAUGGAUGAGGACGAGGACGAAGAGAAAUCUGAGGGUGAAAGGGUUGUCAUGGCAUACUGGGUUUUGUACAUCGACAUCUUCUUCAUCUCGUUCGAUGGCAACCCCUUCGACAUUGCCUGGGCUGCUAUCCUGGCCGCCCUUCGCGACACAACGAUACCCAUCGCACGAUGGGACGCAGACCGCGAGAUGGUCGUCUGCUCCCGAGAGAGCCCCAAGCCCCUGACGUUGCACGGCUUCCCUAUCGCCUGCACAGCUGGCGUCUUCACAGGCAAAGAGACGACGGAUCGGCCUGCUGCCGGCAAGUUCUGGACUCUGGUCGACCCGGACAGGUUGGAGGAGAGUCUAUGUGAUGAAGAGGUAACUGCAGUGGUGGACCGAAGCGAGGGAGAGACGAAGGUAUUGGCGAUAUCAAAGCAUGGAGGAACCGUACUGCAGCCGCAGCUCAUACGGGAGUUUGUAGGUGUUGCAGAGCGGAGAUGGGAGCAGUUUUACAAGGCCAUGGCAUGA